AUGAUCACUCAGGUGUACCUAUACUUUGCUGCAUACAAGCAAGACAAGCUUGUCGUCAAGCUAUUCAUCCUCUUACUGUUUCUCUGCGAUAUCUUAAACACCGUUUUCGACUUUGUGUAUCUCUAUGAUUGUUUUGUCCUGCAUUUUUCAGAAGUCGCAUACUUGACGAAGGUAACUUGGGUAUUUUCUACAGAUCCUCCCAUGACGGGUAUUAUUGCCGGUCUUGUUCAACUAUUCUUUGCGUGGAGGAUUCUAGUCUUGACUUCCAAUGUUUACCUAUGCGGUAUUGUUGUGCUUCUUGCUCUUCUUGGAAUUGCCGGUGGAUUAGCUACUGCUGCAGAAUGCGGUAUCAUAUCUCAAUCCGUACAGUUUCAGAGGUAUCGAGACGUUGUCACCAUUUGGCUAGGGUCCGCACGCUCGUGCGAUGUUGUUAUCACAUUUCUUCUUGGUAAGCAUCCUCUACUUGCGCGCGAGUCAAUAUCGACACUGGUGAUGGAUAGAGAAGACAAAAAACUGGAUUCAAGCAUUCAGAUAACGUGGUUGACAGGAUCAUUCGGACCGACAGGAAUUCACCUCAUCUUUAACAUGCCUCUUUCCAAGGUUUACACAAACUCGCUCAUGAGCAGUCUCAGCUCGCGCCAGGAAUCAACAACAUCAGCACCGAAUCUACUCUCCUCCGCCAAUACAACUGCAUACAAACAUACUCAAUAUUCCUUUGCCCGGCCCUCACAAGAAGAAGAACACAAUACAAGUGCUCUCAAUUCCCAGGCCAGGCCCCAAUUCCCGCAGGGUGUAAGCUCGACACUUCUCAUUGGGCGCGUUGCAGCAGGACACGCGCGACUGGAGGACUCUUGGCGUGAUGUCGUCGCUCAUUUUGGAACGCAAUCGCGUAAUCGCGAACAGAUCAACUCCCAGGACGAUGCUACGCAGAGUGUCAUGACCGAAAGUGACCUAGAAGUUUCGCCAGAGAGAAUAACCUCGAGGGUGUCUGAAUAG
This is a messenger RNA of Desarmillaria tabescens, 996 nucleotides long. RefSeq lists its product as uncharacterized. The transcript is spliced from 14 exons. The record is from RefSeq and is a predicted model, not a curated record. NCBI's taxonomy places the organism in Eukaryota, Fungi, Basidiomycota, Agaricomycetes, Agaricales, Physalacriaceae. Bases 1 to 996 code for a protein of 331 amino acids.